Humulus lupulus (European hop) is the source of this 1444-nucleotide messenger RNA. Its product is annotated as THO complex subunit 4D-like. Bases 262 to 1173 code for a protein of 303 amino acids. Gene Ontology annotation, molecular function: mRNA binding. Gene Ontology annotation, cellular component: nucleus. Gene Ontology annotation, biological process: mRNA export from nucleus. The transcript is spliced from 7 exons. The record is from RefSeq and is a predicted model, not a curated record. NCBI's taxonomy places the organism in Eukaryota, Viridiplantae, Streptophyta, Magnoliopsida, Rosales, Cannabaceae.
GAGAUAAAUGAUAAGCGAAAUUGGCGUCUAAACCCUUUCUCCCUUUAGCAGUCGUGGGUCAUUCAUGAAAACGCAACCGCCAUUCAUCGAAACUUCUCUGUAAGCAGAAGCCUAAAGUUCUUCACUCCGCCUUUGCUCUCUCCCAUCAGAUAUCAAACCUCUUCUCUUUUUCUUUUCCACUCUCAUCUUCUCUCUGCUUAUCAUACAGGUUUUCUUUUUCAAAAUCUUUUAUUGUGUAUUUUCUGUAACUGUUCCCCAUCAAUGACUACUCCUUUGGAUAUGUCACUUGAUGAUAUGAUUAAGAGCAGCAAGGGUAAUCGUGAAAGAAUUAGAGAAAGAGGUAGAGCCCGUCGAGGCCGUGGAUCACGUGGGUCCUUUAAUGGUGGUGGUCCUGCUGGAAGAAUGACUGGGCCGGUUCGUAGGGGACCUCUCAGGGUGAAUGCUCAGCCAUCUGCUUACACCAUUGCCAAGUCUAUCCGCAGAACCAAGACCUUCCCAUGGCAGCAUGAUUUGUUUGAAGAUAGUAUCAGAGCUGCAGGAAUAACAGGCAUUGAGAUUGGCACAAAACUAUAUGUUUCCAACUUGGACAAUGGAGUGACCAAUGAGGAUAUAAGGGAACUUUUCUCUGAAAUUGGAGACUUAAUAAGAUAUGCAGUGCAUUAUGACAAAACUGGUCGCCCAAGUGGUUCAGCUGAAGUGGUGUAUACUAGAAGAAGUGAUGCAUUUGCAGCAUUGAAGCGGUAUAAUAAUGUACUGUUGGAUGGGAAGCCAAUGAAGAUUGAGAUCAUGGGUCUCAAUUCAGAAGUUCCUUUAGCUCGUGUGAAUGUUGCUGGAUUAAAUGGAAGGAAGAAGAGGACUGUGGUUAUGACGUCAGGACCUGGUCGUGUUGGUGGCCCUCCUAUGGUUAAUCGUGGUCCUGGUGUUUCUGGAUUUUCCAGUCAAAGGGGUCGUGGUGGACUAAGGAGUGGCCGUGGCCGUGGUGGUAGUAGUAAUGGUGGAGGAGGACGAGGACGUGGAGGUGGUCGUGGCCGUGGUCGUGGCCAUGGUCGUGGCCGUGGUGGUAGCAGCAUUGGUGGUGGUGGUGGCCGUGGAAAGAAGAAACCAGUUGAGAAGUCUGCUGAUGAUCUUGACAAAGAACUGGAUAGCUAUCAUGCCGAAGCUAUGCAAACAUGAAAUUUUAGCUGAUGAACUUUUUUAGAACUGAUCCAGUGUUAGCUAUAGGUGUACAAAGUGGCCAUUGCUGUUGGUGCGUUUACUCUGCUUGUUUGUGGUUAAAUGCCUCGGUGGUUUUUGUUCUAGAUUUCUAAGCUUUAGUGAAAAGUGAAUGUCGGGUAAUUUUUCAACAGUUGGUUUGUUCCAAGGAAUUGAUGUGGGUGUUUAUUUCGUGUUUUGAUCUUCUGUUAUUGUUAUUUUUUAUUAGCCGAAAAUUGAUCAGAUGUACCCA